Molecule: messenger RNA, 2352 nt
Organism: Malus domestica (apple)
Lineage: Eukaryota; Viridiplantae; Streptophyta; Magnoliopsida; Rosales; Rosaceae
Cellular component (GO): plasma membrane
Source: RefSeq, a predicted model, not a curated record
AUGGGAGAUCACCAAACCCAAUCGUUGUGGCGGAUGCGCCUAUGCUCCGCCCUACGCACGGCUUUGGCAUGCAUCAUAGUCGGCUGCACCACCCUCUAUGGACCUCCACAACUUCAAAAGUACUUAACCUACUCGUCCUUUUCGUACAUCACCACAAUCCUAAUAGUCCCGGACGCAACGGUUGGGGACGUCAUGAGAAGCAGUUGGCAUGUGAUCUUUGCCACGGCACAGGUUCUGGUGUCUUCUGUGCUGACCCUUUGGUUGGUGGAGCCUAAAAACUUUUCGGUGGGGGUAGCGGCAGCGGCAGUAGCACUGAGUGCUUUUGUGGUGGCGUUGCCGGAGUCCACGCACUUGAUGUCUAAGAGAAUUGCAUUUGGGCAGUUUGUGAAUGUUUAUGUUGGCACUGUGAUUCACGGUGCUCAAACUGGAGUUGUCAUGCACCCACUUGGUGUUGCAUCCAGCACUGCCCUUGGAGCUCUAGCUUCUGUUGUGGCCGUCUUGUUUCCUUAUCCUCGGCUAUCUUACUACGAGGUCUGUAAAUCGUGGCGGCUGUAUGCCGGAAAUGCAUCCCAGAGGUUAACUCGCUUCAUCGAGGCCAUCGCUUCCCGGGACAAGAGCGGAGCACUCGAACUCCUUUCUCAAGGACAAUCUCUCUCUAAAGAAGCUGCUAAGCUUCUUCAUAACAUCACUAAUAAUCUGGAAACCAUGGUGUGGGAGAGACCACAUAUCAAAUUUCUGAAACCAAAAUACAUGGACUUGGGUGAAAGGUUGCAAGAAACGGAGGUUCCACUGAGGGGGAUGGAGAUAGCUUUAUCUAGUUGCUCUUCACAUCCUGUUAACCUGAUUGAUGAAGAGCUAAGAGGCAAUUUACAAAGUUCAGAAGCACAUGUUAGACUAAGGCUUCUGCAAGCUAAGUACUCUUUGCCUUCCGAUGCAACAUUAGCUCCAGAGUCGGACAGAGAAAUCUUCGACAAGCCCCUUUGGACCAAAAAACCCACCACCAAAAACCAUGAGGACCUUCCGGCUUUCUUCUUCUUGUACUGCAUGGAACUCCUACUAGAAAAUCAGCCCAUUGCCCGAAAUCCCAGAAACACUAGGAAACCUAACCAAGAACCGAGCGAUUCACAAAAUCAACAUCUGUGGAACUUCAAAAGGGUUUGGAGAAACAUAAUCCCGAGUCGCAGGAGUUUAAUUUUUGCUCUCAAGUGCUCACUUGCAUUAGGCCUUGCUGUGUUAUUCGGCUUGUUGUAUAACAAGGAAAACGGAUACUGGUCAGGCCUCACCAUUGCCAUCAGCUUUGUAACAGGAAGGCAAGCAACAUUCACAGUUACAAAUGCCCGAGUUCAAGGAACGGCACUAGGAUCGAUCUACGGGAUCCUAUGGUUUUUUAUUUUCCACGGACUUGAGAAAUUCAGGCUCUUACCACUCUUACCUUGGAUCAUUAUCUGCCAUUUUCUUAGGUAUAGCAGGAUGUAUGGCCAAGCUGGUGGCGUCUCAGCAGCCAUUGGGGCUCUACUAAUCUUGGGUAGGGACAACUAUGGUGCUCCAAGUGAAUUUGCGAUUGCAAGAAUCAUAGAGGCUUCCAUUGGGUUGCUUUGUUUUCUAACAGUAGAGAUCGCCUUUUAUCCAAUGAGAGCGGCGACCCUAGCAAAAAACAAGCUCUCACAAAGCAUGGGGGUGCUUCGAGAUUCCAUCGAAGGAGUAAAUUUGUGUGCACCGGCUUCUACCGGAUUGAGGGAUAAGCAGAGGAAGCUAAAAUCCCAUGUCAAGGAACUAGAAAAGUUCAUCCAAGAAGCUGAAACAGAGCCUAAUUGCUGGUUCUUGCCCUUCAAGGGUUCCGGUUACAAUCAGGUCCUAGGAUCUUUAUCGAAAAUCGCUGAUCUAUUACUCUUUGUGGCCUAUAAAACGGAGUUUCUCGCACAAGUUGAGCAGAACUUUGGAGGUGUUUGGGAGGAACUACGGCAACAAAUGAAUGCAGAUCUAGGGCUACUAAAGGAAAAAAUAAACUCUCCAUUAAGAUGCCUUGAGGAGGCCACUUCGAUCAAGCCCCUGCAGGUAUCCGAGACAAAGUCGGAAAGUGAUUACCAUGAUAGCGAAUUGGGCAACCCACCAAGGGGAUUUGCAACUUUGGGUACUGAUGAUGAAGAGGUGGAGACUAUUGUGAGUAAUUUUCUUCAACAUUUGCAGGAAGUAGCUGACAAGGUACAUGCUAGCAACAGUGAAGAGAAACACAAGAGCCAAAUGGUUCUUUGUUUAACUAGCCUGGGAUUCUGCAUUCAAAGCAUUACGAGAGAAACAAUGGAGAUGAAGAAAGAUGUGAGAAAACUAGUCAAAUUUAAUGCACAUACAUAG